This is a messenger RNA of Ilyonectria robusta, 825 nucleotides long. RefSeq lists its product as uncharacterized. The record is from RefSeq and is a predicted model, not a curated record. The transcript is spliced from 5 exons. NCBI's taxonomy places the organism in Eukaryota, Fungi, Ascomycota, Sordariomycetes, Hypocreales, Nectriaceae. The annotation marks the transcript as partial.
AUGGCUACCCCCGGCUCGGAUCCGGCUGUCGAUGCGCAGUCCAGAUCGCCGCUUGUCAUAGCGAUCUGCAUCUCCUUCGUGGUAUUGUCAUUUUUGAUCGUCGCCUUGAGGCUCUACGUUCGCGUUGUUCUUCUCAAGGCCCUGGGUCCCGAUGACUGGACGAUUUGCGUUGCUCAGGUCCUUUCCAUCGUCGUUUCUAUAACGACUAUAUUACAGGCUAAAUUUGCCCUUGGUCGUCAUAUAUGGACUCUACCGCCAGAUCGUAUCCACAAACAGUUAACGGCUCUCUAUGUUGGUAUUAUUAUUUAUACUUUAGGAUUAAACCUUAUCAAGAUUUCUUUUCUACUACAGUAUCGUCGUAUAUUCUCGAACAAGAUCAUGAAACGAGUCACCCUUCUUCUUUUAUGCGUCAUUUCAACAUGGGCCGUCGUCCAGAUACCAGUGCUCGCACUUACCUGCUUUCCCCUGUCCGCUAUAGUGCCAGCCAUGGCGGAUACCUGCCUCCCGACUUUCCCUAGUUGGUACUUCACGGCUUACUUCCAUAUUGCUACCGACUUCAUCAUCUUCAUUGCCCCCUUGCCAACCGUGUUUUCUCUAAAUAUGGGGUGGAGGCGGAAGCUUUGUCUGGCAGCUAUUCUCUCUAUAGGACUUUUCACAUGCAUCAUAUCUAUCAUUCGAGCCACGACGCUCCACCGAUGCCUUGUUACACCAGACCCGACGUGGGACACGACAGAUGCUGCAUGGUGGACCGCUGUCGAGAUAAACUGCGCCAUCAUCUGCGCAUCUUUAGCCACUCUGCGGCCUCUUCUUGCUAGAUUGGUCCCU